This is a messenger RNA of Xenopus laevis (African clawed frog), 890 nucleotides long. RefSeq names its product interleukin-17 receptor A-like. Lineage: Eukaryota; Metazoa; Chordata; Amphibia; Anura; Pipidae. The transcript is spliced from 4 exons. Bases 441 to 890 code for a protein of 149 amino acids. The record is from RefSeq and is a predicted model, not a curated record.
CCGCCUAUUCUGUUGGUAGGGCCACUCCCCUUAGUAACGCCUCUAAAGUAACUCCUCCCUAAAGUUUCACCCUUCAUUUGAAACGCUUUGUAGAACUGUAUUUAGACGCUAAAUCCCCGGCUUGUGUUGUGGUUCUGCUGAAGUGUGUUGUGGUUCCGCUCAGUUCCCUCCCAGCCAGGAAGUCCCGGCCAAUCAUCGCUCCCCUCAUUUGCAUAUUCUUCUCCGGAGCCUUUCCAGCCCGGCCGCUGCUUCCCAUAACUUCCUAUUUGCAUACGUCGCCCCGCCCACGCCCGCCUAUUUUCAGCUUCAAUUAGCAAAGCGGGAUUGGCCGGCAGGUGUGUAUGGGCGUGCGUGUUCCGUGCCCAACCUGAGAAUGAGGGAGCGCUGAGGGGGCGGGGCUGAGUGUUGUUCUGUUGUACUGGCUCUUGCCAGCUUCCAUCAUGGCACCGGGGGGCACUGCUGGGCAGCUACUGGCGCUCACUCUUUGGCUGGGGCUUCUUACCUGUCCCGCCCAGGGAUUUCGGAUUGUCACUUCGGACUACAACUGCUCCCUGCCGGAGGUCACGUGCUCAGUUCUGAACAGCAAUUGCAUUAACAGUAGUUGGAUCCACCCCAGUCAAUGGACUCCAUCUGCUCCCUCUAACUUAGAAGUUGUUCUUGUGGUAGAAGUGAAUGAGUCGGGGACCCCGUGCCAGUGCUCAGAAUCAGCUGGACAGUGGCCCCUGAUGCUCUCGUUUGGGGCUGACUGGUUCUGUUUCACAGCCAGUAUCCUGGGCCUGUUGGGGGCAGAAGUGUCGGUGAUGCAGCGCAGCACUAAUGAGCAUCUGUGUGUCCAACUUCAGUUCGAAAACCAGUUCCCUGAGCAGCUGAUGUCUGACAAUAAGGGUUAG